AUGGAUAUUCAAGCGGCGCUUCGAGAGAAAAUAUUCAAUUUGGUCGACAGUGUCAACCCUAGGAGCACCUACAAGAUGCUGGUUAUUGAUCGCAGGGUGGAGCACUUGUUUGAGUACUGCGUGGAGAAACACCAGCUACUUGACAGACGUAUUGCCAAUGUUCUGGUGCUCGACUCGCAUCGUACUUCCGAAACGUCCCUUUCUGCUAUGUAUAUUUGUGAGCCCUCAGGGUACAACAUCAAUUGUAUCGCCGCGGACUUUAUUCGCCAGCCAAACCGGUAUCGGGAUGCCUAUGUGUACUUCCUGCCCGGUGGUCCGGAUAGUGCGAUCACAAACCUGCGAAACCGGCUCGGUGGUAGGCUCUCAGGCUUUGGCAUUGCCCCCAUUGGGUUUUUAGCCUUAGAGCGCCAUGUGUUUUCUCUGGGUGAUCCGUUUGCGAAUGAUCGUCUGUACAACCGGAAUGUUCAAAACCAGCACGCCUAUCUACAUCGCACGGCUACCCAAAUCGUUAACGUCUGUCAAGCCAUAGGCGAGGUGCCGUACAUCCGCUAUGUCAACUCUUCCAGCGACUACGCAGCACAUGAUUUACCGGCUGAGCUGGCACAGAGUGUAUCGCAUCAGCUUGAGGAGAUUCGCGAUCAAAUUGUGGACCCGGAGGCGGAUCGACGCGGUCGUGCUGUGCUUUUGGUUUUGGAUCGUAGCGUCGAUGCUGUGGCUCCUCUUGUACACGAAUUUACAUACCAGGCCAUGGCCUACGAUUUGCUUGACAUUGAGGCCAAUGAUACGUACAAGUCCGCUGAUGGUGAGGUCAAUGGCAAACUUACCGAGGAAGAUGUAGACUGGGUCGAUCUUCGUCAUUUGCACAUUUCCCAGGUCACAGAAGAACUGACCAAGCGUGUUCAGGAAUUGAAGGACGCAAACCCCCAUUUUGCUGAUACCACCCAGGAUGUUACUGUGCACGAUAUUCGAAACAUGAUGGCGGCGCUGCCCAGCUUUGUCAAAACUAAGUCUCAGAUGGCCGUCAAUUUGCAAAUUGCUCUCGACUGCGUCGAAAAAGUGGAUGCAAACAUGCUCAAAGAGCUCGCAGAAGUCGAGCAAUCCUCUGUUUUGGGUGAAGAGCGUGAUCGUGAAGUCAAAACUAGGGUGAGUGAUCGCUUCGUAUCGUUGCUGGCCAACGACAAAGUAAGUCACCUGGACAAAGUGCGGCUAGUCUUGAUCUAUUUGCUUGGUCGCCAGACAGGACUAUAUUCCAAAGAUCUCGAAAGAAUUAGGCUUCAUUCAAAGCUUGGUGAAUGGGAUAUCGAGACAGCAUCUAACAUUUGCAACUUUGGAUACAAGGCUAUCAAGGAAGAUGAAGACAGACCUUCACGCCUUGGUACGUCUUCUAUCACCAAUAAUGCGUUCACACAAACGAUUAGUUCGACCACAAAGCAUUUGAUUCCAUCUAGAAACAAAGGCACCAUGCCUACGUUCUACGGAGAAAAUGAUAGUGGUCAAUUUUUGUUUGCCCGGUUCACACCAGGAGUCAAAAACUUGAUUGAAUCUAUGAUUCGUAACAAAUUGGACCCAAAUAUGUUCCCUUAUGUUAACGGGGAUGACGUUCCAGACUAUGAAAAUAACGUUCUGGAAACUGCUACAUCCCUUCGCAAUCCCCGUCAAAGAGCCACUUGGGAACGGUCAAAAUCAGUCGGGCAAGCGAGCCGACAAAGAAUCAUCAUAUUUAUGCUAGGCGGGUUUACAGCUUCUGAGUCGCGAACUGUAUAUGAGCUGAGCACUAAAUACUCAAAGGAUAUCAUUAUUGGUGGUAGCGAUCGUCUUACGCCCAAGAAGUUUGUGAUUGCACUAGGUCGACAGAAUCUAGAACUCCAAGAUCUACGGCUUCCUGUCAUGUUCCCUGACGGCGCGGCGCCUCGUCAUUUACUAGAAAGUGACCGGGAAACCAACCAACAUAACCAAGCCGCCCAGCAAGCUGCGGCAACACCCCAACAGGCGCCUGUUUCCACCAACGGCGAUUCUCAACCAGUCACCAACCUGCAAGCUGGAGCGCAAGAGCUGACGACGACGCCGUCAAAGCGACGAGGCUUUUUCAGUCUCAAAAAGAAAAAAUUAGAUUGA
Molecule: messenger RNA, 2115 nt
Organism: Wickerhamiella sorbophila
Lineage: Eukaryota; Fungi; Ascomycota; Dipodascomycetes; Dipodascales; Trichomonascaceae
Product: Protein transport protein sec1
Exons: 2
Coding region: 1-2115 (704 amino acids)
Biological process (GO): intracellular protein transport; vesicle-mediated transport
Cellular component (GO): plasma membrane; secretory granule
Molecular function (GO): syntaxin binding
Source: RefSeq, a predicted model, not a curated record